Colletotrichum truncatum is the source of this 678-nucleotide messenger RNA. RefSeq lists its product as uncharacterized. Lineage: Eukaryota; Fungi; Ascomycota; Sordariomycetes; Glomerellales; Glomerellaceae. The record is from RefSeq and is a predicted model, not a curated record.
AUGUUCGCUUCCACUUUGACCACCUUCCUUGCUGCUUCGGCCAGCUUGGUCUCGGCCGCUUCCAUCCCUAUCCGGUCCGCCGGCCAGUCCGGCACCGCAAGCGUUACUCCCCAUGACGUCUACUCGUCCUCCAUUGGUGUCCUCGGUUGCAAGAUCGACAUCAACCGCGUCGCCUACUGGCCCAACCCCGUCAGCUGCAAGGACAUUUGCGUUAAGGUCUCUUACGGGGGACGCAGCCUCAAGCUUCUCCGCAUCGACCAGUCCGGCGGCGCUUAUGACAUUUCUUACGACGCCUGGAACUACCUCAGCACCGGCCAGAGUGCUACCGAGAACCCCACCCAGGGCGGUGGUAUCCAGAUGGAGUGGGAGGCUCUCGACGCUGAGGAGUGCAAGCCUCUCCUCAAGGAUGGCAGGCUGCCCCUCUCUGCUGCCAACAGCAUGAACUACCUGUCUUCUUGCCUUGCCGAUCCCGAUAGCUUCGUUGCCAAGAACCACGCCCUGUACAACAUCCAGAACUCCGCCUGCACCUGGGGCGUCGAUGAGGAGUGCAACCUUGACUUGACCGUCAGCAACCAGGCCUCUUGCCCCAGCGGUCUCGGCUCUGUCAAGGCCUUGAAGGAUCUUCCUGUUGACAACAUUGCCUACGGAACCGGAGUUUCCACCACUGCCCUCCAGUAA